This is a messenger RNA of Vitis riparia (riverbank grape), 1418 nucleotides long. RefSeq names its product COP9 signalosome complex subunit 5a-like. The record is from RefSeq and is a predicted model, not a curated record. Gene Ontology annotation, molecular function: deNEDDylase activity; protein binding; metallopeptidase activity. Gene Ontology annotation, cellular component: COP9 signalosome; cytoplasm. Gene Ontology annotation, biological process: protein deneddylation. The transcript is spliced from 6 exons. NCBI's taxonomy places the organism in Eukaryota, Viridiplantae, Streptophyta, Magnoliopsida, Vitales, Vitaceae. Bases 50 to 1132 code for a protein of 360 amino acids.
UGAGAGAAGUGAAGAGGUUGGGACAGUUUGUGCGUUUUGCUCUUCCACAAUGGAACCCUACUCCUUCACAUCCUCAGCCAGCAUGGCCCAGAAAACAUGGGAACUGGAGAACAACAUUGUCUCCAUGGACGCCCCCUCAGCCGAUUCCGACUCCAUCUUCUUCUACGACGAUGCUGCUCAGGCAAAGUUCCAGCAGGAGAAGCCCUGGGCCAAUGACCCCCACUACUUCAAGCGCGUCAAGAUCUCUGCCCUAGCUCUCCUCAAGAUGGUCGUCCACGCCCGCUCCGGCGGCAACAUCGAGGUCAUGGGCCUUAUGCAGGGCAAGACCGACGGCGACGCCAUUAUUGUCAUGGACGCCUUCGCUUUGCCCGUUGAAGGCACCGAAACUAGGGUUAAUGCUCAGGCCGAUGCUUAUGAGUAUAUGGUUGAUUAUUCCCAGACCAACAAGCAGGCAGGACGGCUGGAAAAUGUAGUUGGGUGGUACCACUCUCAUCCUGGUUAUGGAUGCUGGCUUUCGGGUAUUGAUGUUUCAACACAAAUGCUCAACCAACAGUUUCAGGAACCCUUUCUCGCAGUUGUUAUUGAUCCAACAAGGACUGUUUCUGCUGGAAAAGUUGAGAUUGGAGCAUUCAGGACAUACCCAGAAGGAUACAAGCCUCCAGAUGACCCUGUCUCCGAAUAUCAGACCAUUCCUCUGAAUAAGAUUGAAGACUUUGGUGUACAUUGUAAACAGUAUUAUGCAUUGGACAUAACAUAUUUCAAGUCUUCUCUUGAUUGUCACCUCUUGGAUCUUUUGUGGAAUAAAUAUUGGGUCAACACUCUGUCAUCUUCUCCUUUAUUGGGGAAUGGAGACUAUGUUGCUGGACAAAUUUCAGAUCUAGCGGAAAAGCUGGAGCAGGCAGAGAAUCAAUUGGCUCAUUCGCGCUUUGGACCCCUAAUAGCACCUUCCCAAAGAAAGAAAGAGGAGGAAUCUCAACUUGCUAAGAUAACUCGAGAUAGUGCAAAGAUUACUGUUGAGCAAGUGCAUGGGCUAAUGUCGCAGGUUAUCAAGGACAUUCUUUUCAAUUCUGUGCGCCAGUCGAACAGAUCUCGCACUGAGCCAUCUGGCCCAGAACCCAUGAUUGAAACUUGAUUUGGUUACCUUGUUCAACAACAGUACCCUUAAAAUGCUUCUACAUCUCCAGAUUUUCCCUUGCACGAGUGGUUAACCAACACCAAGCUAAGAGGCUAUGAAAGUUUUGAUAUCAUUUAUGGUGACGUAAAUCCCUUGCUUGAUCAUUUGCCAAUUUAUUUUGGAAUUUUAGGGUUUGCAUAUUUGUAUUUAGUCAACGUUUUGAACGCCUUGACAAGUAAUGGUAAUCGAAGACCGUGUUACAUAUCUACACCGUCAUUUUCAUUCACAAUCCAAUUCAGUGCAA